AUGGGGAUUUUAGAAAAAAUUUCGGAGAUCGAGAAGGAAAUUGCCAGAACGCAAAAGAAUAAAGCAACCGAAUAUCAUUUGGGGUUAUUGAAAGCCAAAUUAGCAAAAUAUAGGGCUCAGUUACUAGAGCCAACAGGCAAAUCUGGAGCUAAAGGGGAGGGAUUUGAUGUGAUGAAGUCGGGGGAUGCCAGGGUGGCCCUCAUUGGCUUUCCAUCCGUCGGAAAGGUAAGUUGCGGCUUAAAGUUGAACCUGGACUACCUGCUUGAAAAGUUGUGGGAGUAUCUGGCUCUUAUAAGAGUCUACACGAAAAAGAGAGGAGAACGACCAGACUUCGAUGGUGGAUUGAUCUUAAGAUCCGGCUGUACAGUUGAACAUACGUGCCACGUUGUACACAGGCAGUUGGUGGAUCAAUUUAAAUAUGCACUUGUGUGGGGAAGCAGCGUCAAGUACAGCCCACAACGAGUCGGCCUCAGUCACGUAAUGAGUCACGACGACGUCAUUCAGAUUGUCAAAAAAUAG
Molecule: messenger RNA, 519 nt
Organism: Helobdella robusta
Lineage: Eukaryota; Metazoa; Annelida; Clitellata; Rhynchobdellida; Glossiphoniidae
Exons: 7
Coding region: 1-519 (172 amino acids)
Biological process (GO): cytoplasmic translation
Cellular component (GO): cytoplasm
Molecular function (GO): GTPase activity; GTP binding
Source: RefSeq, a predicted model, not a curated record